Molecule: messenger RNA, 1380 nt
Organism: Phoenix dactylifera (date palm)
Lineage: Eukaryota; Viridiplantae; Streptophyta; Magnoliopsida; Arecales; Arecaceae
Source: RefSeq, a predicted model, not a curated record
AUUUCUGGCUCCUUAAAAAAAGCUAUAAAAAAAUGAGAGCAGUUCUCGACUUCUCGUUCCUAUUCUUUUCCUCUUGUUUCUUCUCCUCUGCUCUAUUGCCAGCUAAUUUCAUCUGUUGGUCUUCUCCUUGUUAUUCCGUCUUCGUCUGUCCUCUUCCUCCAUUGAGGGCUCUCCAAAAGCUCCUUCCUCUCUUCUAAUAUCACAAGGAGAUGCCUCCCAGAGGCUAUGUUUUGGUCUUUUUCUUCUGGGCUCUGCUCACCGUCAUCACCCCAACUCUCAUCUUUUGGUCAGCAUCAGCCAAGCCCAAUCUGGAUUCUCAAGGAGAGUUUAGGAAUGAAGUGAGGACCAGGAGAAUGAUGGGUUCUAUAGAGAACGGCUACAAAAAGAAUACUACAACUACUACUACUACUACAGCAACAACAACACAAGCACCCGCACAGGCACCGGGGCCGGCACCCAUGACAGGGAAUGAAACACGGAGAGUUUGUCUUUGGACAAGGCUUGGGUGGCAUUUGCAAGCUAUCCAGAUCCCCUUGCAGCAUCUCAAUGACUUUGCCCAUGGAUGGGCGAUCGGGCGACUUCAUCUGAAUGCACCAUAAACCCUUGUCGAGCGAGUUGAUCAUGUAUCCAAGGAGGGAUAGUAUAUCUGGGCUCGAAUUCUCCGCUCUUGGAUCCACAUCCCUUCUCCUCCCUGCCAUCUCCAUUAGUAACGUUCCACAACAACGAACAUCAGAUUUCUCAGAUACGACCCCAACGUUCCUAUUGUCCCCCUGGCAGCACUUACGGACACUAGGCAUCAUCCUUUCGAUACAACUUUGCAGGCCCAAAAUCUGGUAUCAUUGGCAUGAAAUUAUGGUCUAGGAGGAUGCUGUGGGGCUUGAUGUCAAAGUGUAGAAUUUGCAUAUCCCAUCCCUGAUGAUUGAUGCCUCAAGCUACUCCCAAGGCUAUAUCAGGGAGUUUAUCCCGAGUGAAGGGACGAUGACUUGUUUCAUUUGAGGAGAAGAUGUACUCAUCAAGUGAUCCAUUAGGCAUGUACUCAUAGAGGAGAGCCCUCUUCAAUCCCUCUAAGCAGAAUCCAAUGAGCUGCACAUAUGGUUCUCACUUUUUUCCAGGCUGCGUUUGGCUCAUGGAUUGAAAAAUAUAAUAGAAAAGAAAAGUUUGUUCCUUUCCGGUAGGGUGGGAAAACGAUAAAAAAUGAUGGAGCCUGGAUAAAGUUAUUCCAGUUCCUUCUUGAAAUUUUUGAUCUAGAAAUAAACAGAUUUGAUGGGAAUAAUAACUAUUCGUCCCAGUAAGAGCAUUAAAACCCCUAUCUCCUGUAAAUAUCUCUCCUUGUCAAUACUGUCCUGCUUUCACUCUCUUCUCUCAAUAAAAGUUCGGGGA